GUUGAGGUCUAUAUAAGGAGGGGGUCUGUAGACGCAUCCACCGGUAAGUUGGUUUGGGAGAAAUUAGCAAGUCAACUGGACAAAGUAUCUUGAGUUGAAGCAAGAUCUCAGCGUCUGGGCCCAAACUUCGCAAAACCCCCAUCAUCCGCAAUGAACAAACCAGGCCUCAUUAAUGCUCUUAUUACCGCCAUAAAUUCUACAUCGGUCCUCCGCACUGGGACAGAAAAUCCAAACCUCCAUGGGACCCCGACAAAUGCGACUCUAAUGACCACAGUCGGGAUGGCGAAUUGUACUCAAGCCUGUGCGCUAGGGGGUCUGGCCUGUGUGGUGGCUCUUCCUAAUGAGGCCAACUUCUGGUACGUGGCUUGGGCUCUUUUUGAGGAAAGGGAGGAGGGGGGGAUGGUGCAAUACCAAUCUCGUAACUUGAGACGAUCGCUGACGGGGGUUUGUAGCUGGGAUUCGUUCUCCGGGUGCAUUAACCGUUGCUAGAAAGUGAUAUAGUAAAGUUCACAGGAUCAGAUUGGAGAAGAUCCACUGGUUGGAUAAAAGGUCCGCACGUGCUUCGAUGCCCGUCUGGACGGGGCGAUUCACCGUAGGAAAAUUAGGGUUGCUUGGAAUAAAA
Molecule: messenger RNA, 622 nt
Organism: Aspergillus alliaceus
Lineage: Eukaryota; Fungi; Ascomycota; Eurotiomycetes; Eurotiales; Aspergillaceae
Exons: 1
Coding region: 151-489 (112 amino acids)
Source: RefSeq, a predicted model, not a curated record